UUCCUUCAAAUCAUUGUAUAGAAAUAAUAUAUCAAGAAACAAUAUAUCAAACAAAUUAUUCAAGAAAGACUCAAGCCAUCAUGCCUCUCAAUCCCCACUACGAGCCAAUGGGCCAGGAAUUUGUGAAGCAAUAUUAUGUUAUUUUUGAUAAUCCUGCCACUAGGGCCCUUACAGCCACCUUCUUCAGCCACAAUGACUCCUUCAUGACCUUUGAAGGCGAACAGGUACUGGGCUACUACAAGAUUUUCGAGAAAGUGAAGAGUCUGCCAUUCCAGAAGGUCAACCGAACCCUAACCAAUGUGGAUUGCCAGCCCACCGGUGAUGGCGGUAUUUUGAUGAGUGUCCUGGGAAGACUGCAGUGCGAUGAUGAUCCUUCGCUUUCCUUCUCACAGAUUUUUGUACUGAAGCCUGACACUUCUCCUAAUGCCUACUAUCUGUCCCACGACAUCUUUCGUUUGAAUAUCCACGACACGGAAUAAAGAUAAAUUGUUGAUAAAAUCUA
This is a messenger RNA of Drosophila ananassae, 502 nucleotides long. Its product is annotated as probable nuclear transport factor 2. The transcript has a single exon. Lineage: Eukaryota; Metazoa; Arthropoda; Insecta; Diptera; Drosophilidae. The record is from RefSeq and is a predicted model, not a curated record. The coding region runs from base 81 to 479 and encodes 132 amino acids. Gene Ontology annotation, biological process: protein import into nucleus. Gene Ontology annotation, cellular component: nuclear pore central transport channel.